Molecule: messenger RNA, 2443 nt
Organism: Toxotes jaculatrix (banded archerfish)
Lineage: Eukaryota; Metazoa; Chordata; Actinopteri; Toxotidae
Gene: brinp3a.1
Product: bone morphogenetic protein/retinoic acid inducible neural-specific 3a, tandem duplicate 1
Exons: 8
Coding region: 81-2393 (770 amino acids)
Biological process (GO): positive regulation of neuron differentiation; negative regulation of mitotic cell cycle
Source: RefSeq, a predicted model, not a curated record
ACGGAUCACAAUACUUACAGAAUAAGGACUCAUCCAGAGUGCAGGGAGAAUGAGGAGUCACCGGGGCCGGGGGAAGCAGCAUGAGUGGCCCAUGCAUCUCCAUUAGACUGACGGCCCUCAUGUUUCUAUGGAAGUGGUUAACACUAAGCCUGCUCCAGAGCUGGGUGUCAGUAGGGGCCAGAGCGGCCGACCACACCGGGGCUGGCUUCAGUGGCUCCACCGGGCCCCUUGGCUGGCUCCUGUCGGACAAGGGUCCUUUUCAGCACUCACAGGAGUUUGUUGAUUUCACAGAGCGCUACCAGCAAGGAUUCACCACCAAGUACAAGAUAUACAGGGAGUUUGGCCGCUGGAAGGUGAACAGCUUGGCCCUGGAGAGACAAGAGAACAAUGGCUUUUCCUUGCCACUGGACCCAGAGUUCCUUCAGACCAUUAGGCAACUGGGCAGGAGGCCCAGUCUCAGCGCCAUCACUGACAACAUUAUCAGGAAAUACGGAACCCACUUCCUGCUCUCUGCUACACUGGGAGGGGAAGAGUCAUUGAUGAUCUUUGUGGACAAGCGGAAGCUGAGUCGGACGACCGAAGUGAGUGAAUCCAAUGGCACAGCUGUGACUCUGGAAGCUCUGCACCAGCUGGCUGCCUCCUACUUCAUCGACAGGGAGAGCACACUGCACAAGCUGCACCACAUCCAGAUCGCCUCCACUGCCAUCAAGGUGACCGAAACAAGAACGGGCCCUCUUGGAUGCAGUAACUAUGACAACCUCGACUCUGUCAGCUCCGUUUUGGUUCAGAGCCCUGAAAACAAGAUUCAUUUGCAAGGCCUGCAGGCCAUACUACCAGAGUAUCUGAGGGCCAGGUUCGUGCAAGCAGCUCUCAACUACAUUGGCUGUAAUGAGGAGGGCCAGUUUGUGUGCCGGGACAGUGACUGCUGGUGCCAGUGUGCCGUGGACUACCCACAGUGUAAUUGCCCCCAGGUGGAUCUGAGGGCUAUGGAAGCCAGUUUACUGCAAAUCCGAGAUUCCUGGAAUAUGGCCAACCAAGAAUUUGAGGAGUCAGACGAGUUUCAGAACUUUGUUCGAAGGCUUCCCACAUUUUACGCCCUGAACACGUCAGCCAUACAGUACUUCUGGACGAUGGAGCCAACUGUUCACCAGCGCUACAAGCAGAUGGAGCUCAACACCCAGCAGCUCCUGAGCAAAGCACGACGCAUCGUCAACAAGCUUUUCACCCUUAGCAAGAGGUGUCGAACUCAGCCCAAAAUUAUUAUGCUGAGGGAGAGGCCCUUCAGCUACUGGCUGAACUACAUCCUCUCUAUCAUGUACUGCAGCGAGAACAACCACAUCGGCUCUUACCUGGAGGAGACCCGCAGCUGCUCCUGCCCCUACGAGCACCCACCCUGCCAGGGUGUGAUCCCCUGCUCGGUGGGUGAGGGCACCUCCUGUGCCUCCUGCUCCUAUGAGAACCGCUCCCGCUGUGCCACCUGCAACCAGGGUUACAUGCUGAGCCAGGGCGUGUGCCGCAACGAAGUACCCGACUCCACUGACCACUACAUUGGCUUUGAAACAGACCUGCAGGACCUGGAGCUGCGCUACCUUCUGCAGAAACGUGAUAACCGCAUCAGCAUCCAUGGGAUCUUUGUCAGCAAUGACGUCAGGCUGAAUAACUGGUUUGACCCAUCAUGGAGGAAGAGGAUGCUACUGACGCUGAAAAGUAAUAAAUACAAGUCAAACCAUGUGCACAUGCUCCUAGGGAUGUCUCUACAGAUCUGCCUUACCAAGAACAGCACUCUGGACCCCAUGCUGUCUGUCUAUAUCAAUCCGUUUGGGGGAAGCCACUCAGAGAGUUGGAUCAUGCCCAUUGACCAGAACAACUACCCAGACUGGGAGAGGACUAAAUUAGACCUUCCCUAUGACUGCUACAAUUGGACUUUGACUUUGGGCAACAAGUGGAAAACAUUUUUUGAGACAGUCCACUUUUAUCUAAGGAGUCGAAUCAGGGGGCCCUCUACUAACGGAAAUGGAACUGUAUAUUAUGAACCAUUGGAGUACCUGGAACCGGGGCGAAAUCUAGGCUACAUGAAAAUUAACAGCAUCCAGGUGUAUGGCUAUAGUAUGCACUUUGACCCGGAAGCGAUCCAGGACUUGAUUUUACAGCUGGACUACCCAUAUACUCAGGGAUCGCAGGACUCGGCCCUGCUGCAGCUGCUGGAGAUCCGGGAUCGGGUCAACAGGCUUUCCCCACCCGGAGCUCAGCCUCUGGACCUCUUCUCCUGCCUGCUACGGCACCGGCUCAAACUGUCAACCACAGACGUUGCCAGGAUCCAGGCAGCACUGCAGACUUUCACUGCCAAGCAGCCCAACUCGAUGGAAUACGAAACAACCAAAUUAUGUAGCUAAUAAGUGGGCAGGCGGCCAGGUGCACAGAUGGCAGAGCAGUUAUCACACAA